UACUCGUGUCUGCACGAAAGUCAGUAAUAAUAUUAUUUUAUUUUUCCAUUCAUUCCUACACAAUACCUCCACUCUUCAAUCCUUUUCAUUUUUUUUACCAUAAAAUAACACCAAUAAUAGUAGUAAAUUAACUUCACUAUUAUUGUUUUGUUUAGUGUUUAGUUUAUGCAAUUAACAAUGAAUCAAGACACUGGAUUAACACUUAACGUAGUAUGUUAAUCCUAAACUAAACUAAUAAAACUCUUUCUUCUUUCUUAUAGAAUGUUUCAUUUUAGUACUUGACAGUUUUCAGCAACUUUCUGAUUUUCUCUCUCUAAUGGAGCAACUCUCUCAACCUGAAACUGUACUAUGUGAGUGUUGUUCCCCUUAGGGAAAGAUGAAAUUGAAGUCUAAGAAAGGAUGGAAAUCCAUUGUACCUCUUCAUUUAAAAGGAAAAUCUGUGACUCGUUUUUCGUUAUUUCGCAAAGUAAAUUCAGCUAGCCAUGGACCUGGAAAAACUCCUGUUUAUCUCAAUGUGUAUGACUUGACACCAAUGAAUGGUUAUGUGUAUUGGGCUGGUCUUGGUAUCUAUCACUCUGGUAUCGAAGUUCAUGGUGUAGAAUAUGCAUUUGGAGCUCAUGACUACUCAACAAGCGGUGUUUUUGAGGUCGAACCUCGGCAAUGUCCAGGCUUCAAGUUCAGAAAGUCGAUAUUCAUCGGAACUACAUCAUUAGAUCCUGUUCAAGUUAGGGAGUUCAUGGAAUGCGAGUCAGCAAGCUACAACGGCGACACAUAUCACUUAAUUGCUAAGAACUGCAAUCACUUCUGCAAAGACAUAUGCUACAAGCUGACCGGAAAAUCAAUUCCAACUUGGGUAAAUCGGCUUGCCAGGCUAGGUUCGAUUUGCAACUGCAUUCUACCUGAAGCAUUAAGAAUUUCUGCGGUAGGACAUGAUCCUAACUAUGAAGCUCGUGAUAGCGAAAAGAGAAAGCUAAGAAGUGCUUUCAGUUCGCUGUCUUCGAUCUCAAUGCGUCAAAAGCAGUUAUCGAAAUCUUCAUUGUUUCUACAAUCACCUUUAAGAGGUUGCUUAUCGUCGAAGUGGCCAUCAUGGGAAUUGAGCAAGUCUAUUAACCGUUCAGUCAAAGAAAGGUAACUGUUGUUUGGCUUUGUCCCUUCAUCUAUGAAAUGCAUGCUUGUAAUUUGUAACAAUUGUAUUGUUACUAUUUUAUUUUUGAGGUAAUGUACCAUGUCUCUUGUUUGUGUUUGUAUUUUGUAAGUAGGUUUAUGUUUGUAAUACAUUUUUUUCCUUAUUACUUUUUCCACAUUUAGCUUGAUGAUUGUUUUUUAUUAGUAAGAAUCAAAUUGGUAUUCUAGAA
Lathyrus oleraceus (garden pea) is the source of this 1355-nucleotide messenger RNA. RefSeq names its product deSI-like protein At4g17486. The coding region runs from base 377 to 1132 and encodes 251 amino acids. Gene Ontology annotation, molecular function: deubiquitinase activity. The transcript has 4 exons. The record is from RefSeq and is a predicted model, not a curated record. Gene Ontology annotation, biological process: protein deubiquitination. NCBI's taxonomy places the organism in Eukaryota, Viridiplantae, Streptophyta, Magnoliopsida, Fabales, Fabaceae.